UCAUAACCUCAGAGUGUUCAAUGAAGUGCGUUUCUUGUAUUCUCCUGCUGUGUCUCUCCACGUUGACGGCCGGACAGACGGUCAACCUGUUGAAGAGCAUUGGUUUAUCACAGAAAACCAUCAGCGGCAUCACAGUCGCAAGCGAGAGCGACUCCUACAGACAAUCCGGUGUCUCGUCACCGGCCUACAGCUUCGACGGUGUCGAUAAAACGUUGGCUGUGUCGUCAAGCGACGCUACAACAAUCCUAGCGGGUGUCGGUCAGACCGAGUACUCGGUGGCGACUCUGAUUCGUCGUACAAAGAGACUGACGUCGGGCCAGAGCGGAUCUAUUGUUCUCUUUUCGAUCAAGUCGCCCAGCGGUUUGGAGACUCGCUUAGAAAUUCGAAUGGUGUACGAAUUGAGGAAGAACGAUCGGUCGUGCCCGGCCAGUUGUCAUGAUCUUCGUAUUGAAGUGGAGCGGUCUGGUAGUGUGACGACGUUUGUUGACAAUGACUUGUUCAAUGAUCUGACGGAUGUGAGUGUAUGGAGAUAUUUGGUGGUUGUGUUUCGCGUGCAGGCCGCUGGUGCCGACAUUGGACGGAGCAAUGCCGAGAUUGUUGUGUAUCUCGACUGUACAUCUAGAAGGCAAGCCAUUACAUUGAUGCCGCCGCUAGCUUCCGACAGUGUUGUAACCAUCUGUGGGUCGGGUGUGAACAAGUGUGAUAAUAUAAUCUUGCAAGAUUUCCAGUUUCGUGACAGAGGAUACUCGUACAGCGACUCGAAAAUCUACUGUCCAGCGACUCGAUGCAACACGGACUGUGUGGAAGACAGAACGCUAAUCCGCAAAGAGAUCGAGCAGGACGAGACGAAGCAAGCUACGUUGGCGGUCAAACUGGUCGAGUGCGAAGAUCGUUAUCCACCCGAGUAUUGUGUAACUGCGACAGGAGAUCGUAUAGACGUUGGGCAACAAUACGACGAGAGCUCCUCGAUGAGAUGCACUUGUCGGUCUCAUCUCAACCUCGAGUGUAUACCCAGUACGAUUUGUAAAGAUGGCGGCAAUACAUAUUUUCCAGGAGAUGAGUUUGCCAAGUCGGGAGACAAAUGUCGGAUAUGUACUUGUCAGUCGGAUGGCACUGCUCCAUGUAAGACGGUAUCUACUUGUCCUAAUCCUGAUUGUUCAAUGCAUAAGGAUAAUCCUAAAGUGAUUACUCCUGCCGGCAGCUGUUGUUCCGUGUGCGAGGCCGACUACUGCAAACACGGUACCGUGUACAAGACGAAGGGAUUGGACUGCACUGAAUAUCCAACGUGUGACAAUGUCAACGGUGUCGGCUGUACUACCAAAACUAAACCGGGCUGUGUUUGUAAGAAAGGCCGAGUGUUCGACGACACGGGUGUUUGUAUUAGGAAACGCCGGUGUCCGUGUAAAGUCCGAGACAAUGGUGGCAUCGUGACGAGCACAUUGAAUUUUGGAUUUUCUGACGUGAUAAAUGGUCGUUUGUGUGUGUGCGAGACACCACCGACUGUUACUUGUUAUCGUGGAGGCUUUUCCUAAGCAGUGUGUACAAGUGUUGUGGCAUAAAAGGUGCAUUUUUGCUCUCGACUGAGUCCUAGCAAGUCGCUUAGUGUUAGGGAUUGAAACAAUGGUUCUAGUACAUAGUGAUAGAGGUGAGUGCCAUUUGUUGCUAUCAAUGAUUCACAGAGUAUCAAUUAGUAGUUUAAUUAAAUGAGUUUUGCCACUGGAA
Corticium candelabrum is the source of this 1722-nucleotide messenger RNA. RefSeq lists its product as uncharacterized. Lineage: Eukaryota; Metazoa; Porifera; Homoscleromorpha; Homosclerophorida; Plakinidae. The coding region runs from base 21 to 1532 and encodes 503 amino acids. The transcript is spliced from 2 exons. The record is from RefSeq and is a predicted model, not a curated record. Gene Ontology annotation, molecular function: protein binding.